Belonocnema kinseyi is the source of this 816-nucleotide messenger RNA. RefSeq lists its product as uncharacterized. The coding region runs from base 1 to 816 and encodes 271 amino acids. The transcript is spliced from 2 exons. The record is from RefSeq and is a predicted model, not a curated record. NCBI's taxonomy places the organism in Eukaryota, Metazoa, Arthropoda, Insecta, Hymenoptera, Cynipidae. Gene Ontology annotation, molecular function: nucleic acid binding.
AUGUUACAGCGUAAAAGAUUCCCUCAGGAGAUCAAACUUCUCGUGAUAACGGGAGAGGCAAUUCCCAGUGAAACCACGAUUACGGCUCGGACACCGACCAAAUUCGAUGAUUUAAAUCCUUUUCUCAACGAGGGUAAUUUCAUUCGUGUAAACGGUCGUUUGAAAAAUUCAGAUUUAAUGCACAAUAAAAAGCAUCCGUUACUUCGACAGCGACCUAAGGUGAUGCAGGCUCAAAUGGCGGUUUUACCGGAACGAAGAGUAGCAGAAGCUCGAGCUUUCAGUCGAACAGAGGUAGAUUUUUUCGGACUAAUUCUCAUUAAAGAAGAAAAACAUAGCAAUAGAAUUUUGCUUAAAACUUCCGGUUGCGUUUUCAUUUGCUUGGUGUCUAAAGCGGCCCAUAUCGAACUUUUCACCGAUCUCUCAACCGAAGGCUUUCUGUCAGCGUUGCGCAGGUUCAUUGACCGCCGGGGAGUGACGGAUCACGCCUAUUCCGACAAUGUACCAGAUAACAGCUUAGCUACGUACAACCUCAUAACCAAAGCUCGACAGGAUUUUUUGAAAAUAUGGCACAAAGAGUACCUCAGUGAGUUACAAACUCACCAAAAAUGGCAAAAUUUUACUUCAGAAUUAAAGGUCAGAUCAGUAGUGCUCUUGAUGGAAAACAACCUAGGAUGCGCAAGUUGGCCACUGGGUGUGAUCGCCGAAGUGUUCUCUGGGAGCGACGACAUAGUGAAUGUGGCAUCGUUGAAGACGACCAACGGUACCUACAAGCGCAACAUCACCCGUUUGGGCUUGCUGCCAACUGCGGGUUGCUAA